AUGUAUAGGAUUUGGUACAAGCUUAGACUGCUGAAAGCAAAGCUGAAAGGGGUUAAUGAUUAUGUGGCUUCAUACAAGCAGAGACUCUGUCAAGCAAGGCUGAGACUAGAAGUGAUUCAAUCAGGUAUCUCUGGACAACCUCUUUGCCAGUACCUUAUUGACCAAGAAAAGGCUACACUGCUGGAAAUUGAACACUGGAGCUUGGUAGAGGAGAAGGCACUUAGACAAAAAUCAAGGGCAAGUUGGGUAAACUAUGGUGAUUCAAAUUCCAGAUACUUUUAUGUUCAAUGGAAGAUGAGAGCCUGUAGGAACUCUAUCACCUCUAUAUAUAAUAAGAAUGGCACUAAACUCACUGAUCCAAGUCAGGUGGAGAAUGAGUUCAUAAACUUCUUUAUAAAGCUUAUGGGAGAGUCUGGGGCAACUCAUCCUUGUCCUAACUCAGAAAUUAUAAAAAAAGGAAAGUGCUUGACAAGUGAACAAAAGAAUUACUUGAUCGGAGAGGUCACAAGGGAGGAGGUGUUAACUGCUAUAAAGGAAAUGCCCAAGGACAAAGCUCUAGGGGUUGAUGAUUUUCCCAUAGAGUUCUUCACAAGGCAAUGGCAUGUGUUGCAAGAGGAUGUAUAUGAGGCGAUUAGCUUUUUCAGAACUGGUAAAAUGUUGAAAGCACAAUUGUACAGCAGUUACCUUGGUACAAAAAGUAUCUGUCCCAACUCAUGUGAAGGAUUUUCGACCUAUAGCAUGCUGCACUACUUUGUACAAGAUCACCACAAAUAUCGUGACAAGUAG
Messenger RNA from Lycium ferocissimum, 786 nucleotides. RefSeq lists its product as uncharacterized. NCBI's taxonomy places the organism in Eukaryota, Viridiplantae, Streptophyta, Magnoliopsida, Solanales, Solanaceae. The coding region runs from base 1 to 786 and encodes 261 amino acids. The record is from RefSeq and is a predicted model, not a curated record. The transcript has a single exon.